Molecule: messenger RNA, 1741 nt
Organism: Sycon ciliatum
Lineage: Eukaryota; Metazoa; Porifera; Calcarea; Leucosolenida; Sycettidae
Product: methionine aminopeptidase-like
Exons: 10
Coding region: 143-1141 (332 amino acids)
Biological process (GO): proteolysis
Cellular component (GO): mitochondrion
Molecular function (GO): metalloaminopeptidase activity
Source: RefSeq, a predicted model, not a curated record
UCGAGGUGUCAGUUUGUGCUGAAGAUAUUUAUGGUGGCCAAUUACUUGCAUGCCAUGAGGGCUGAAGACUGUUCUGUGUUCAUUGAGAUUGAUUGUGGAUGUAGUGUGUGGUAGGAACUUGCUUUCCAUUCAUAUCUUGGACAUGUCUUAUUCCUUGGGACGGUGUUUGCGUAGUGCACCUGUUACGUCACUGUGUUGCAGCUCAGCAGAGCAUGUAGGAACAGCUCCACUACUACGUCAUCACUGCCCGCCGCCUUCAACAAGGGCCUUUUGGUCAUGGCCCAGCUCUCGGCCAUACAGUGUUGUCCGCCCGGCUAUUGUCUCACCACAGCGCACUGUGCCGGACGCCAUUCGCCAGCCCGAGUACGCCACCACGUCGUGUCCUGCCAGGGCCGACCGUCCGAUGCUUCACAGGACGCCCGACACGACGGAGCGUAUGCGCCGUGCGUGCCAGCUAGCCAAGUCUGUGCUGGCUCGUGGUGGUGAGCUGUGCAAGGAAGGAGUUACAACAGAUGAGAUUGACUCUGUUCUUCACGAGAUGAUCUUGCAAGCCGGCGCAUAUCCGUCUCCGCUCAACUACCGAAAAUUCCCAAAGUCGAUCUGCACCUCUGUCAACAAUGUCCUGUGCCAUGGAAUACCAGAUAACCGUGCUCUUCAGAAUGGCGACAUUGUCUCGGUUGACAUAACGGUCUAUCUGGAUGGUAUGCAUGGUGACACGUGCGCAACGUUUGCGGUCGGAGAAGUCAACGAGGAAGCUUCGCGUUUGCUUCAGGUUGCUGAAGAGUGCACGCAGGCAGCCAUUGCAUCUUGUGCACCGGGCAUGUCCUUUUCCGUAAUACCCACGUCAGUACGAUCUGUGCUUCGAGAUACGUCGUUCAAUGUUUCGCCAAACAUCACUGGCCACGGCAUCGGUAAAUUCUUCCACAUGCCACCCGUCAUUUGCCAUGGAUCCCCUGCAGAAGCUGGCGUGAUGGAGACAGGCAUGACGUUUACGAUCGAGCCCAUCAUCACAACAGGCUGGCCGUAUCACCGUACUCUCAAGGACAAGUGGACAUUGGUGACCAUGGAUCAUGGACGAGCUGCUCAGUUCGAGCACACAAUCCUCAUAACCGACACUGGCGUGGAGAUACUAACGGCAUAGCACCCGUGCUGACGACAACGACCGCAUGGUACUGUACAUGCUGGUGCAGCUCAUGUUGUGUUAGUCUACUUCCUUUUAAAGAGGAUUUCUAUAUUUUCAAAGGAAAGCGAAUCGUAAUCCUGACCAUAGCACUGAAUGUCAUGUGCUUGAACAGAAUAGAUUAGUGUCCAUUACUUUCCUGCCGGGAAGGUACAAUGUAGUAAUGUUGCUAUCACAGCAGUGCCCCUGCAUCGUGAUGAAAGCGCUCCCCAACAUCCACAAAAGUAGAAGCCAAUUUCUUUGUACUUGUAUAACUUAUUGCCACCAAUCACCCUAUCUUAUGGUGUAUUUAUCCUCUUUUUGUUCUUGCUCGGUUUUGCACUCUUGCAAUUACCUGUAUUGACAAUGAGUUUUGACUAGUGCUUGUAGAGGGAGUAGUAGCAGCUAUAUGUAUUUGUGAAGCCUUUGUUUGUCUCUAGCUUUUCGAAGCAACACGGUCUUAGCCUUUAUCCUGGAGCUGGUCUCCCGAGUAUAAUCAUCUUUAGCGGCUUCAGCUUCUAAUACAAUGCAUUCUUACCUGACUGGCGCGUGUGACUUUGAAGACAACGCUGUAUUUCUGAA